Messenger RNA from Oncorhynchus masou masou (cherry salmon), 3685 nucleotides. RefSeq names its product actin-binding LIM protein 1-like. The transcript is spliced from 24 exons. Gene Ontology annotation, cellular component: stress fiber; actin cytoskeleton. Gene Ontology annotation, biological process: cilium assembly; cytoskeleton organization; lamellipodium assembly. The record is from RefSeq and is a predicted model, not a curated record. NCBI's taxonomy places the organism in Eukaryota, Metazoa, Chordata, Actinopteri, Salmoniformes, Salmonidae. The coding region runs from base 161 to 2533 and encodes 790 amino acids. Gene Ontology annotation, molecular function: actin filament binding.
CAGCAGAAUCUGUCUGACUCACAGUCGGUUUUGAAUGGGAACGCAUCACACCACAGCAGUAACCUAAUCCCCUGGCUUCUCCUUAGUCUGACAACAGGACAGGGUUUCUGCUCACACUCAGCAGCAUGAAGACCCUCCGCCUCAGCACUUUUCUGUCUGCAUGUGUGAGUGUGUGCGCGUGCAUUUGGCCUUGUGUGUGACUCUUGGUGAGUGUGUGCCUCCGUGUGUGUGUGUCUGUGCAAAAGACUGCAUUAUUGAGGGGAAGGAAGAAGUGAAACAGUGCCGGGACGGGACCGUGUGUGAGUGUGUAGAAGAGAUGGGAGAGAGGAGUACGGUGCAGCAGCACAAGCAGCCUCCCUAUGAUGGUGGGCUCUGCAACUACGCCCAGAAAAUCGGCUCCUGCUUCGGACUGGACGUGGCACAUGCUCAGGACGCACACAAUUCCAAUGAGAAGCCUCUGAUCCAGUGCUACAAGUGUGGGGAGCCAUGUAAGGGUGAGGUGCUGAGGGUGCAGUCCAAGCACUUCCACCUGAAGUGCUUCACCUGUAAAGUGUGUGGCUGUGACCUGGCUCAGGGAGGCUUCUUCAUGAAGAAUGGAGACUACCUGUGUACCCUGGACUACCAGCGAAUGCACGGGACGCGCUGCAAUGGCUGUGGGGACUUUGUGGAGGGAGAGGUCGUCACUGCUCUGGGCAAGACCUACCACCCUGCCUGCUUCGUCUGCACCAUCUGCAAACGACCGUUUCCUGCUGGGGAUAGGGUCACCUUCAAUGGCAAAGACUGUCUGUGUCAGUACUGUGUCCAGCCCACAUCCCCAGGACCCGGCAAAGACAUCAUCGACUCCAACUGCUGUACAGGCUGUGGUAGAGACAUUAAGAAUGGUCAGGCUCUAUUAGCUCUGGAGAGACAGUGGCACCUGGGCUGCUUCAAGUGUAAGGCAUGUCAAAAAGUCCUCACUGGGGAGUACAUCAGCAAGGAUGGCACACCCUAUUGUGAGAAGGACUACCAGGUCCAUUUUGGGGUUCAAUGCGAAGCCUGCCAGCAGUUUAUCACAGGCAAAGUGCUGGAGGCAGGGGACAAACACUACCACCCCAGCUGUGCACGAUGCAGCAGGUGCAACCAGAUGUUCACAGAAGGAGAAGAGAUGUACCUGCAAGGAUCAACAGUGUGGCACCCUGGCUGUAAGAACACAACCAGAACAGAGGAAAGACAUAGGGAACGGCCUUCGAGGUCGUCGUCCGAGAGUAUCUGUUCCAGACCUGGUUCAAGCAUACCUGGCUCACCGGGUCAUACCAUAUAUGCAAAAGUAGACAAUGAGAUCCUUGAUUACAGGGACCUAGCCGCCAUUCCCAAAGUCAAAGCCAUUUAUGACAUAGAGCACCCUGAUCUGAUUACCUAUGAGCCUUUGUACACCAUGUCCCUGGAUGAGAGGGAGGAGAGGAGGGAGAGUGUGGGAGAGCUCCAUACUGCGAGAAGGGAGCGUUCCUCCAUGCCAGACGACAAGUCCUCAAGACACAUGUCACCUACACCGUCUGCUGAGGGCUGCUAUGACAUGAGGGAACGCAUCCUCCAGAGGUCCACCAGUCAGGGUUCUAUCGGAUCACACGUCUACAAUCGCAAUAGUUACACCCCGUUGUCACGCUCACCGCAGCAUUUUCACAGACCAGAAACUCUGACAGGCAUGCAGAAGCUCUGCUCUGACCUGUGCAGUAACAGCCAUAGUGACUCCCGCCCCACCUCCCCUUUCAGACAUCACUUUCUACCCCAUAGCCAAGGCACUGAUCCACCCAGCGGGCGGAGCUCCCCUAUACCCCAACGGCCAGAGAGCCGGCCGGUCACUCCGCCUCUCUCUCUGACCCCUAAACAUUUCCACCUCCCAGAUCAGGGGAUCAACAUUUACAGGAAACCACCCAUCUACAAACAACACGGUUCAGAAGGAGGAAGGAGACGGUCUAGGGAAGAGGAGGAAGAGGAGGCUAUGAAGAGAAAGCAGAUCCAAGAGGAGCAAAUCAACAAGAUCCAGUCUGGUUUGGGGAAGCUGAUAAUGAAAGAGGAGAAUGAAAAGGAGCAGAUCAGGGAUGGUCAUGCACGCAGCCAAUCAGCUCAGCGCUAUGAACCUCAGCAGAACAACUAUGAUGGAGAUGAUUCCAAAACUUCCUCGCUGCCUGGUUAUGGACGGAAUGGAUUACACCGGCCUCAGUCCACAGAUUUCACUCAGUACAACAGCCAUGGGGACAUGUGUGGGGGAGGAAGAGAGUUUCAGCACAUAAGGGAUGGCUGUGCCGCAGUAACAAGAAUGGACAGGGGAGUAUCUAUGCCUAAUAUGUUGGAACCAAAAGUUGUACCAUAUGAAAUGCUCACGAUAACCAGUAGAGGGCGAGCUAAACUGCCCAGGGAGGUGGACAGAACAAGACUGGAGCGCCACUUAGCCCCAGAAACGUUCUUUGACAUCUUUGGGAUGGAGAUCCAGGAAUUUGACAGGCUUCCACUGUGGAAACGCAACAACAUGAAAAAGAAGGCCAAGCUCUUCUAGCAGUCAGAGCAGCAUGCACUCAUCCCAUCCCAUAAGAUAGCAAUCUACUCUACCACUGUAACAUAGAUGUAGGAUUUGUUUUGAUUUUCCCCCUUUCCCUCUUUUUUGACAUGUUCAAGGAAGCAACGAAAUGGACUCUUUUUACUCUAUACUUCCUCUACGAACUGAAUACAUAAUUAACGAACUGAUAGAUGCUACAAGGAAACAGAAUUAAACCCAUUUCUUGAGUGUUCAAAAAUUAAAAAGAAUGAGAAAGAAUUAUAAAUUAGGUCAUGUUUUUUUGUUUUUUUACUGCUGCGCUUGUUUUUUGUUUUGUUUUUCGCUUUGCUUUGAAUGGAGCUGCUUUUACUUUCUUUCCCUUUUCUUUAAUCUCAUGGCACCAAAUGGAACAUGUUCUUCACAUGCGAAACUGGAAUGUUUGUCUGUCAGCUUCAUAAGUCAAUGGUCAGCUUGCCCUCAUUUUGGCUGAAACAUUUUAGACCCGUGUUGGCGUCAAAUCAAAUGGCUUACAGUCUUCAUCAUGGAAAUAUUGGGUCUUGCCAUUUCUUUAUGGCUCUAGUACAUAAUAUGAGUCCAAAUCUUCAAACACUGCUCAGCUUGCCUUAGCACCUAACCAUGUUACUCUCACUGGCAUCAGAGUCUGGAAAAGUCAUCAAUCAAAACAAUAUAAUGUGGUUUCCAUAUAGAUCCGGGUUAUAUUCAUUAGGGCAUGCAACAUUUUAAAAUGUUCUGUAAUGGGAAACUGAAAUGAGCAUGGACAAGUCCAAGUAGUCCCUCCCUAUUUCAGUUUGUUUUCUUCCAUUUGAUGCCUAUUAAAUAUGACCCAGGUAGCCUCUUCAACAAAACACUUUAUCCUAUCAGGCUCCCAUGAAAACGACCCAAUUUAGUUUUCCGUUGGUUAAAUUGGAGAAGCAAUUCCUAUUUCACUCACAAAAAUUCAACAAACACCACCCCAAAAAAUACAACAUUAAAUGUAAAAAAAAAAUGUAUUUAAAAUGUUUUAUAAAUGAAACCCACACUGCCAUUUGUUGUAUUGAAAUAUAAGCAAAAAUAAAGCUUUAAAUCCCUGUGUAUGAUACACCAAAGGUAUCACCUGUAUUAGUUUAUCUCCUCUCAGCUAUUAAACAAAUAAACACAGUGUGUGAGGUAGUA